Molecule: messenger RNA, 2499 nt
Organism: Naumovozyma castellii
Lineage: Eukaryota; Fungi; Ascomycota; Saccharomycetes; Saccharomycetales; Saccharomycetaceae
Gene: CHL1
Product: DNA helicase
Exons: 1
Coding region: 1-2499 (832 amino acids)
Source: RefSeq, a predicted model, not a curated record
AUGACACCGCCUACAGUUAGUCCAACCGACUUCCACCAUCCUUAUAAACCAUAUGAUAUUCAAUUGCAAUUGAUGCAAUGCAUCUAUGAUGUAUUAUCAGAAAAUAAAAAAAUAGCCAUCUUGGAGAGUCCAACAGGAACGGGCAAAACGUUAUCAUUGAUAUGUUCGACGAUUACUUGGUUGAGAGAAAACAAAACUAAUUACUUAGCUGGGAUAUCCAAUGAAAAGGAGAACAACAAUCAAUCAGAAAACGACGACGAUGAACCGGACUGGGUUAAUGAAACGUAUAAAUCCUCCAUUUUGAAAGACAAACUACAUUUAUUGAAUGAGUAUGAAAAGCAUUUGGACGAAAUUGAUUUAAAGCCCCUGUUGAAACUCAGCUCAGCUUCUUCAUUACCAUUGAGUCAAAAACGGAAACGUACAAAAGUUAAACUAGAUGUAACGAUUAAAGAAGAUGAAUUCCUACCGAAACCAUAUACAGAAGAUGCAUCUACUCCUAUCGAUAAAAAGAAGGAUCCAACCGAAGUAAGUAGACAGAUCAAUGAAUUGUUGGCCAAGUUGGAAGCUAAACAACCUUCCACAUCUUCAACGCCAUUACAAGAUAAGUAUCAAAAUGCAUCACCUAAUCCUGUAAAAAUAUACUUUGCAUCAAGAACGCAUUCCCAAUUAAACCAAUUUGCAUCACAAUUAAGAUUACCAUCAUUUCCAUCAUCAUUUUCCAAGGAGAAUGACAUAAAUGAAAAAAUAAAAUAUAUUCCCUUGGGGUCCAAAAAAAUACUUUGUAUUAAUCCAAACGUUAAGAAAUGGAAAACUACAGAGGCCAUCAAUGAUGCCUGUUAUGAAGUGAGACACUCAAAGGAAGGAUGUCCAUAUUAUCAAAACACUCCAGAAUGGCAUACGGCUAACGAUACAUUGGCAUUUAGAGACAACACUUUUGCACAAAUCCAUGAUAUUGAGGACACUGUCACUGCGGGCGAAACUCUUGGUGUUUGCCCCUUUUAUGCUAUACGUGACUCUAUACCUGGAGCUGAAGUAAUAACAUUACCAUACCAAUAUUUACUGUCGGAAACAAUGAGAGAAAGUUUAAACCUGGAAUUGAAAAAUUCCAUAAUAAUUAUCGAUGAAGCCCAUAAUUUAAUUGAUACAAUUAAUUCCAUUUAUUCUUCUGAAGUUGCAUUGAAUGAUUUGAUCUAUUGUAUCAAUGGGUUACAGGUAUAUUUAUCAAAAUUUAAAUCAAGAUUGAACCCGGGGAAUAGAGUGAAUUUAUUAAAAUUAAUCAAACUAUUGAAUGUUAUUGCUAAAUUUAUCAAAGAAAAUUUUAAAAAACCAGGUCAGGAGAUUGAUCCCAAUGAUAUGUUAAAUGAUUCAAAUGUGGAUAUGUUGAACAUUCAUAAAUUAAUUAAAUAUGUUAAGGUAUCCAAAGUGGCAUACAAAAUUGACACCUACAUGCAAUCCCUCCAACCAGUAGAAGAACACCAAUCCGAGAAAAAAAAUUCAUCAUCAUCACAACCAUUACUCUUUAGGAUCAUGAGUUUCUUAACAUCAUUAUCGAAUCCAAAAUCUGAGGGUCAAUUUUUCUUUGAAAAAGGCUCUAAAGUCAAGUAUAUGCUAAUGGAACCAAGUAAGCAAUUCCAAUCCAUAUUAAGCGAUAGUAAAUGUGUAAUAUUAGCAGGUGGUACUAUGGAACCUAUCCAAGAUUUCUAUGAUAAUCUGUUUCCCAGUGUUCCUAAGGAUCAAAUAACCUCCUUUUCAUGUGAUCAUGUCAUACCAGAUUCCAAUUUAAACACUUUCAUCCUAAAUGAACCCAUUUGGGAAUUUACUUUCGAGAAAAGAAAUGAUACACAGUUAAUUAAUAAGUAUCUUUUCCAGUUUUUUAUCAAAUUAUCCACCUCUGUUCCAUCCAAAGGUGGUAUCGUUGUGUUUUUCCCCAGUUAUCAAUAUUUAGACCACGUUAUCACCCAAUGGAAAUCCAAUGGGUUAUUCGAAAAAUUAAAUGCCAUCAGAUCAAUAUUUUAUGAAUCGAAAGAUGGGGUAGACCCCCUAUCAGAUUAUUCUGAAACAAUUGCAAAGAACCAAGGUGCAAUAUUAUUUGCAAUUGUAGGAGGCAAACUUUCAGAGGGAAUUAAUUUCCAGGAUGACUUGUGUAGAGCAAUAGUAAUGACAGGUUUACCGUACCCGAAUGUAUUUAGCGGUGAACUAUUGGUGAAGAAGAAACAUUUGGAGGAAAAAAUAUUAAAGAAUGGUGGCACCAAACAAGAUGUUAACAUUGCAACAAGGAACUUUUUUGAAACUAUUUGCAUGAAAGCUGUGAAUCAAAGUGUUGGACGUGCCAUUAGGCAUGCUAAUGAUUAUGCAAAUAUUUAUCUUCUUGACAAGAGGUAUGCCACUCAAAAUAUUAAGGGCAAAUUAUCUCACUGGGUGGCAAAUAGAAUUCAGCCGCAAACGACUGUAGACUCAGUGAUGCUUGAAACUAGGACAUUCUUCAAACUCCAUAAAUAG